This is a messenger RNA of Telopea speciosissima, 599 nucleotides long. RefSeq names its product thioredoxin-like protein YLS8. Gene Ontology annotation, biological process: mRNA splicing, via spliceosome. Gene Ontology annotation, cellular component: spliceosomal complex; U4/U6 x U5 tri-snRNP complex; U5 snRNP. The transcript has 2 exons. The record is from RefSeq and is a predicted model, not a curated record. Bases 86 to 514 code for a protein of 142 amino acids. Lineage: Eukaryota; Viridiplantae; Streptophyta; Magnoliopsida; Proteales; Proteaceae.
UCUUCUUCUUCUUUCUUGUUCGUCUGCUCCUGCUUCCAAGUUUGUGAUUUUAGGGCUUCUUCUUCGGAGGUGAGAGAGAUAAGAGAUGUCGUAUCUUCUACCCCACUUGCACUCGGGUUGGGCCGUCGAUCAGGCCAUCCUCGCCGAGGAGGAACGACUCGUCAUCAUUCGAUUCGGCCAUGACUGGGACGAAACCUGCAUGCAGAUGGAUGAGGUGCUGGCUUCCGUCGCUGAGACAAUAAAGAAUUUUGCUGUUAUCUACUUGGUGGACAUUACAGAAGUGCCUGACUUCAAUACUAUGUAUGAGCUUUAUGAUCCCUCAACAAUCAUGUUUUUCUUCCGCAACAAGCAUAUCAUGAUUGAUCUUGGUACUGGAAACAAUAACAAGAUCAACUGGGCUCUUAAAGACAAGCAGGAGUUCAUUGACAUUGUUGAGACUGUUUAUCGUGGAGCCCGAAAGGGUCGUGGUCUGGUGAUUGCACCCAAAGACUACUCCACGAAAUACCGUUACUGAGCCAUGUGGUAUUCCUGUAUUGUUUAUCCAAUCCGACUGUAUGACACCAUGUACCUACUAUAGGAAAUUUAUACUCUUUGAAACU